CGCCGCCUGGCGUGAGCGAGGACCGCCGAGGUGCGGCUUAAUGGCGCAUAAAGUGCUCACACGCGCUUCAUUAAGCCGCAUGUGGCGCCUGCGCCGAUACGGCGGCCUAUCGGCGCUGCUGCUUCUCUCUCCACCUCCAUCCACCAUGACGGUCUCGCCGCCGUCGCACCCGCGCAGCGCAGCCGGCGGCAGCGGCGUCCUGUCGUCGGCUUCUGCUCAUAGCAGCGGCACGGCGCCGUGCGGCGGCACGACGCUGGCGCAGCGCUUCCGGCGCGCCGUCAUCGAGAGCGACCUCAGCCGCGCCCGGCGGCUGGCGGCGCGGGCGCUCGAGAUCGCACCGGGCCCGCGCCGCCUCGUGUGCGAGCCGAGCGGCAUGGAGGAUGCGGCGCACGGCGAUGUGUUUGGCAGCAGCGAUGUCUUCGGCAGCAGUUCGCGCAGCAGCACCCUCGCCGCGCCCGUCGGCGACCUCUCGGCGUCGCGCGGCAGCAUCGCCACGCUCCUCGGGCCGCGCCCCGACGACGGCGCCAGCGCCACCUUCGCCGCGCGCUCGCCGCACUCGCCGCCGCGUCGCUACGCACGCCGGCUGCUCGUGGCGCAUCCGGCCAGCUCUCUGUCGCCCGAGGCGCGCGCCGUGGCAGCCCAACGCCGGGCACUGGCGCAGAGCGGCACGCUGCACUUUGACAUCCGCAACCUCGACACCUGCCUGCUGCUGGCGCCGGCUGCGACGGGACGCGCGCCGGCGGCCGCCGCAGAGGCGCCACAUCUGGAUGGCACGCGCAGCAGCCUGCAUCAUGCAAUUGUGCACGACGGCAGUCGAGAGAUGGUCGAGUGGUUGCUGGCGUGUGGACAUGAGAGGCCGGACUUUAGCACCGUGAGUGGCAGGCCGGAUGGAGGGGCGAUGGGUGGGGCAGUCACCGAACGAGCAAGCGAUGCACGGAGCAGUACAGACAGCAUCAGGCAGUCGAGAGGCCACUGCUGGCGCCCUGUCGCCCCUGCGCCGCCAGCCGAGCUCAGCUCACAACGCGCCCAGGACGCGCGCAACGCGACAAUGGUCCAGCUCGCCUCCUCGCAGAAUCGUCCGGAUCUGAUCGAGGCGAUCUGUCUAUCGCUCAUGGCGCAUCUCGCCGACGAGCAUGCGCGGGGACAGUACGUCUUCCCGCCUGUGCCACCGCGGCGCAGCGCCAGCACGGACGAGGAGGACGAAGAGGAGGACGUGGACGCCGACGAGCCCAUUCCGGCGCCGCUGAGGGAACUGCUGGACUGGCAGGACGACGAGGGGCGUACGGCGCUGCAGGUCGCCAGCGUGCGCGGCUUUGAGGAGUGCGCAAGGCUCCUGCUCGACCUCGGUGCAGAUCCUGACUUAUGCGACGUCGACGGCAACACGCCGCUGCACCACGCCGCGUCGUGGGGACAGCUCAUCGUCGUCCAGCUGCUCAUCGAGCGCGGCUGUCAGUUCGCCGCCAAGAACACCGACGGCUUCACAGCCGCCGACUAUGCCUAUUCCGAGAGCUGCAAAGAAGCGCUGGAAGCCUUCGGCCGCGCACAGUGGGAGGGCCGCCGCAUGGCGCGCAAGCGCGGCAACGGCUCCGCCAGCGGCCUCAUCUUUCCCGGCAUGCACGACGAGGCGCCACCCCGUACGUCGGGCGUCGGCUCGGCCGUGCCCAUGCUCUAUGCUGGGCUCGAUGACGAUGCCGCCGACGGCGCAGGCGGCGAUUGGUCGCCGGCCAAGAGCUUUGCGCCGCCAAGCCAGGGCAUCAUCUCGCCGCGCCUGCGCAGCGCUCGCUCUUCAUGACGCCUCGCCGCACAGCUUCCUACCUCCUCUACCUUUUGCUUCCAUCUUCCUGCUCCAUAUUCCCGCGCUCUAGACUUCACGCUAUACCCUGCUCCCCGCUCUGCUCGAGUCAAAUGCGUAUCCCUUGCUUCCACG
Tilletiopsis washingtonensis is the source of this 1927-nucleotide messenger RNA. Its product is annotated as ankyrin. Bases 41 to 1792 code for a protein of 583 amino acids. Gene Ontology annotation, molecular function: phosphatase regulator activity; protein binding; enzyme inhibitor activity. The record is from RefSeq and is a predicted model, not a curated record. Lineage: Eukaryota; Fungi; Basidiomycota; Exobasidiomycetes; Entylomatales. Gene Ontology annotation, cellular component: cytoplasm. The transcript is spliced from 6 exons.